CUAAUUCUCCCUGUUCUCUGUGUUUGAUCACAUUCAAAAGCUGCUAAAUUAAUAUAAAAUGGGUUGCCUGUGCACAAAGCAGCGACUUGGACAUGAAGAAGUUGCCAUUCUUGCUGCCCAAACCUGCUUUGAUGAAACUGAAAUUAAAGCUUUGUAUGAGCUCUUCAAGAAAUUAAGCAGUUCUCUAGUUGCUGAUGGCUUUAUAAGCAAAGAGGAGUUUCAGCUUGGCUUAUUCAGAAACAGCAAGAAGCAAAGCCUCUUCGCAGACAGAGUAGAAUCCUUUGUCCAUUUUUUUAUACAAAGGGGAACAGACCUAUAAAGUGUUAUGUUGGUCUAUUGUAUACAUCCAUUUUUAGUAAUGUGUUUUCUUUUUUGGGGAUAACAAAUUCGUCGUGUUUGCUUCAAUAAUAGAUGUUCCAGCUCUUUGAUUCUAAUCAUGAUGGGGUCAUAGAAUUCAGUGAGUUCGUUCUAACUUUGAGUAUAUUUCACCCUGAUGCUCCCCAAUCAGAAAAAGUCGCUUUUGCUUUUCAAAUAUAUGAUUUAUGGCAAACAGGCUUCAUCGAACAUGGAGAGGUCAAGGAGAUGAUUUGGGCACUUCUGGAUGAAUCAGACUUGAUUCUUUCUGAUGACAUUGUUGAGGCCAUUAUUGAUAAGACAUUUGAAGCUGUAGAUUCAAAAAGGGAUGGAAAAAUUGAUCUGGAAGAGUGGAAGGAAUUCGUGGCUCACAAUCCUUCUCUGCUCAAGAACAUGACUGUUCCAUAUUUGAAGGACAUUACUAGAGCUUUUCCCAGUUUUGUUCAGAGAUCAGAUACUGAAGUUGACACUAACAAUAGUAUCUGAGAAUACAACUGAUUACAAAGCAAGGGACAUGUAUGGAUAUCCCACCAUAGAUCAAUCAACAAAGAAUAAGCACAAAUGUUUACAACGUAAGAUCAAAUUUAUCAGUCAAGCUCUAUCGAUAUUUGAAUUUCUCAUAGUUGUUGUCAGCAAUAGAUGUUAAGGAUAUAGGAGCAAUCAGAGAAUUACUCAGGGACAUCCUAGCUGAGGGAUUGCAGAUUUGUGCGUUUGGGAGCAACCAUGCCUUCCAAGCUCAUAGGAAAGCACAUUUCUGUAUGCAGGCUGUUCCACACGUUGUCUGCCAAGAUAGCAUUCACUGCAUCAGUCGGAUGGAAUUGAUCCC
Rubroshorea leprosula is the source of this 1180-nucleotide messenger RNA. Lineage: Eukaryota; Viridiplantae; Streptophyta; Magnoliopsida; Malvales; Dipterocarpaceae. The record is from the annotation of a GenBank genome assembly.